Molecule: messenger RNA, 5414 nt
Organism: Patella vulgata (common limpet)
Lineage: Eukaryota; Metazoa; Mollusca; Gastropoda; Patellidae
Product: outer dense fiber protein 2
Exons: 20
Coding region: 131-2701 (856 amino acids)
Biological process (GO): regulation of cilium assembly
Cellular component (GO): centrosome
Source: RefSeq, a predicted model, not a curated record
GGAAAUUGUAUCAUCACAAAAACAACAAAUUUGUCAAAUGAAUUAGUGAAUUUAUCCUCAAAAUUCGGCUUCAAAUUUAAGAUAUUCUUCCAGAAAAUAACUGUGGGAUUCUGAGGAGGCACCCAGAGAGAUGACAGUAGAGAACGGUCUCAGACCAACAUCACCGGUUCAUGUACAUGUGGAUGAUGAUAUACCAGUUCAUGUUCAUGUCAAGAAAACUAAAUCCAAAAAGAGUAGAUGCACUUUGACGCAGAAGAAAAAGUCUGGUAAUUCUGGCGGACCAAUUUACAGCAAGAGCUCUAGUAACACGUGUCAGAAGGUCAAACCCUCUUCUGCUAGAGCGAGAAGUCGUAGUCCUGGAGGAGGACCAUGGGUUCCCCCACCAGGUAAAACAACAAGAGGAUCAAAGCUAGCAUGGCAGGGGCCGACGUAUCGUCUGGAGAUUCCCACGGGUCAGGAUAGAGAUCAAAGUAACGAACUUUCCACAGAUGAAGAGGAUAAAGUUCACGGGCAAAUGAGAUCUUAUGAAAAGAAAAUUGAUGGUCUUAUGUCCGAAGUUGGAACUUUAAAAAAUGAGGUUGAUCUACAGAAAGCGUUACACGAGAUAGAGAAGAGAGAUGACCUAUUGAACUCAUCACAGCGAGUCAUAGACAAACAAGAUGAUGAAAUACAGACAUACCAAGAUGAACUCAACGCUACCGAGGCCGAGAAUCGCAUCCUACGUCAGAAUGUUGACAUUUUGAAAGGUGACCCAGAUUUAUCCAGGGAUACAGAUUUCUUCACAGCUGACCAAGAAAAGUUGAUGAAGAAAUUAAUAGAAGUUGAAAUGGAUGGCCAGGCUGUUGCACAACAGAUUCGAGAAACUCGGGAAGUUAUUCGGAGGUUGAAAGAUACGACCCAGUCUGAGAAAUUUACCAAACAGAAAGAUCUGCUGCUGGAAAAACUUGCAGAUUUUGAGGCAACCAAUCGCGUUCUGAGACGUUUGUUGCGAGAACAGCACAGCCACGAAGCUGCAACGUUGCGACUUGGUGAACAACGGGAUCUAUUGAUGAAGAAAUUGUCAGAUACGGACAGGGCUAAUGAGAGAAUGAGAUGUGAAUUAAUGGAUAGAGAAAGAAUGAUGGUCGAAUUACAUGAUCAAAUCACAGAGCAAAAGAAUGAAAUAGGAACAUUAACGAAUCUGCAAGGAACCCUUGAAUCAACUCGAGGUCAUCUACAGAAACAGUUGAGAACUAAAGAUUCUGAUUGUAACAGAAUGGCCGUUCAGAUUAGGACAUUAGAAAGUUCUUUAGCACAGAACACAAUAGAAAUGGAACAUUUACAACAUUUAGUUAACACAUCUAAAGAAAGAUCUGAUAAAGAUAAAGAAGCUCUAAAGAAAGCUACAAGGGCCCAGAAACAACGAGCAGAACGUAGUGAAGAUGCAUUAGAUAAAUUAAAUGCCCAGCUAUCUGAAACUGAGGCCCAGGUUAUAGAAUAUAAGUCAAUGUUAGAUCAAAAUAAAGGCAGAUCAGAGAAAAUAACGAAAGAACGACAGCAAGCUAUUAGUGAAAAUACAUCGUUACGAAAGCGUAUUAACGAACUGGAAGGUAUCGUGGAUCAACUAGAGGACAAUAAUAAAACAAAGAACGAUGAUUUAAGCGUUAAACUUAGCGAAAAAACAGCCGAUGUUGCCAGUCUCAAAAUAGAGAAUGAAAGAUUGAAGUCAUCUAUAGCAAGUAUAGAAAGUAAGUUUAAAUUCGCUGAAGAUGAUGUCAUUAAUCUACGAUCUAAUUUAAAACAAUACGAACGAUUGGUGGACGAAUACAAAGACCAGUUAGUUGAUAUGCUAGACGGUACAUGUUACCUAGCAACAGUGGGACGAUUGAUGCAUAAAUCACGCCGUGAAGCGGAUGAUUCUAUGGUGAAAUUAGAAGAACAACAACUAGAAACGGGUCGAGUACAGAAAGACAGUCAACAAGAACUAGAAAAGGUUAAAGUCCGACUACAUCAAAGAUUGAAAGAACUUGAUCCUCUUCCUGAACUACUCCGCUCUACAGAAAGUAAAUUACACGAAGCCAACGAGAGACUUCUCAUGUAUGAAAUCAAAAACACCGAAAAUACCAAAAUAAUAGCAGAACUGACCAGUAAGGUUGAACAUACAUCAGAUUCUCAGAGUAGUGUAAGAUCUAAAUUACAUGAAACCCAGGAUGAAAACAGAGCUAUGAUCAGUAGAAUGGAUUCUCUAGAAAGGAAAUUCCGAGAAGCUGAAGACCAGGUACGAGAGUUGGCAUCAACCGUUUCGAAGAGAGAGGAGACCAUUCAUCAAAAUAAUUUACGUUUAGAAGAGAAAUCGAGAGAGAAUGCCAGUUUAACGCGACAAUUAGAGAACGCAUUAGCUGACAACAGACGACAAAAUGAAGAGAAUAGAGAGAGAUAUAAUUCUAAGGAAAGAACAUACCAGUCUCGAAUUGUUGACUUGGAAACCCAGAUCAGUCAACUGAGAACAGAAAUCGCGAGAAUAAAGCGAGAGAAAGAAGAGAACGAAAGAAAGUUCAAUUCCCGCCUGUACGAUUUAAAAGAUCGCCUGGAACAAUGUCACAGUACAAAUCGCAGCAUGCAGAACUACGUUCAUUUCCUCAAAAACUCAUACGCCAAUGUUUUUGGUGAUACAGCUGUCGGCUUGCCACCUACGUCACCAAUACGAUCAGUGGUACCUUGACGAAAAUAAUCUAAACUUAUAACUUCCAUUCCAUGUGUAAUUGUCUCUUGAAGUCAUAGAGUAAAUUCUAUUUUAAAACAAAACAUCAGUCAAAAUUCUAGUAAAAGAAUGGUUACAUUGUAAUAACAGUGUUUAGCCAAUGGAAGAAAUUUUUAAAAAAUAGGUUUUGUGAUGUUUGUCGUUUAGAAGAGAAUUUACUGUACACUGACUCGAUGGUGUGGGAAUCAGUGCUCUUCGCAUUUAUUUGUCCCAGAAUAAAGGGGCCUUAUUUGUAGUCCCAGAGUUAAUUAAGGGCCUUAUUUAUGGUUUUCUAUCGACUAUUGUCUACCCCUCAGCAUUAUGUUAAAAUUUGAUACAACUGAUUCUUUUAUGUAAAAAUCAUCAAAAUUGUGUUAUCAGUCAUCUAGCUACCAUAAUUGUUUGUAGAAAUUUUAAAAUAUAAAUAAAGACAUAAUCUUGAUUUUCCACAGGCUUCCCUUGAUAAUGGUCAGACAAUGUUUAUUGUAUUGGGAGUUUCAAUUAUAUUUGUCAUUUUUGACAAAAAAACGACGUCCCGUGUUCACAUUGCCGUGCACGAAAUAGAACCAAUGACAGUUGAGAUAUGAAGUAAGAGUAGGUCAUAUUGCCACUGCCCUGACGAAAUUUCUCUCAUAGUACACUGUAUGUCGCUCGUCCAUCAUCAUUAGCUCAGUCGAAGCAAAAAAGUAGAACGUUAGACCCCAUUUCAUUUAAUUUCAUUUAUACAGUAUUAAGAUAGUUAUUGUCUGAUGGUUACCAAAGGUACAUAACUCUAGUAAACCUAGGAUACAUAACUCUAGCAGCUCAUACAGAAAUACGAUAGUUAUAGCUUGACGCUUACCACAGGUAUGUAACUCAAGCAGCUCAUUCAGUCAUACAGUAAUUAUUGUCUGACUAUACCAAGGGUACAUAACUCUAGUAAACAAAGGGAAGAGAAUGUCUGCUGUGCUAUUAAUAUUUUAUAUUGAUUAUUUUUGUUAGAAAUAGUCUACCAUGAUAUUUUAUUUUAAACCAAAUAUUUUUAUUGAUAUAAGCCUUUCUAAAACUUUCGCCUUCUUUCGAAUUUAGAAGAAAAAAAACAAUCUAUGUGCAUGCUAUUGUAGUUUUACAGUGUCUGCUGAUCACCUAUCCCCGGUUUCGCAAAACAUUCUCAGACUUUCGAGUAAAUUCUUAACUUAAGUUUGAGAAUAUUUUGUGAAACAGAGGCAUGAUCAAUGAAGCAUUUAUCAAAAUGUCUUUUUGCUUUUGUUUUAUGUGUAUUCAUUUAAAAUUUACUGUCACAUUUUAAAGAUUCUUUUAAAAAAGAUAUGAUUGUGUCUCCAAUUUUGUAUUUUCUGGAAUAUAUGUGAACUAAGACUAUAUUUAGAUCAUAUUUUAUAAGACAGGGAUUAGAAGAUUUUAUAUUUAUCUGUGAUAUAUAUUAUUUAUGUUUUAAAUAUUGUAAAAUAUAUACUAGUUAUUUAGUUUUAGAUUUAGUAUUAAAUUCUACACAGAUGUUGCAUGAAAAUCUGCUACCAUUCAUUGAAAAAAAAAUUGUUUUUCUGAUAGGUAACCACCAUUAAAGAUGCAUUAUGUAAGAUUUAGAUAAAGAGAUGGUCGUCCUUGCUAUAAUAGUUCAAAAAUAGGUAAUUCAAAAUUAAUAUAUUGAAAAUUUCAGUCAAAUAACUUAAUUCGGAGCAAAGUUAUGAGUGUUGGAAGACAUAGCAUAGAUUGUUUAUUAUCGUAGCAACAGCACUGGACAUCUCAAUUAUCCAUUUUAUUGUUCAAUUUUAAUGUCUUGAGGACGUUCUUAUCCAUUUAAAUCUCUGCUAUCCAAUGAUUAAGAGAUCUAGAGUUGAUUAUAGGCUUGUCAUGUGAACAAAUAUUUAAAUAAUUGUUUAUAUAACACUUAAAGCCAAAAUAAAGACCUGUAAUUGGCAGAUUUAGUUCUUACAUAAUGCGUCUUUAAUAAAUGGUUUAAAACAGGUCUUCUUUAAAUCUUGCCUACGAUCCACUGAAAAAUAUCACUGUUUAUCUCACAGAUAAACACCACUUGUGAAUCGUCUAACUUGUCCUCUAUUUUCACACAUGAAAAUUUGCUUCAUUUUGUUUUAAGUAGGAUUUCAAGUUAAGUUGUCCAGCCACUUGUAUGAGAGAUAUUUUUCAAACUGAUCUCAAACCCAGAAUGACUUGUGAAUGCCACAUCAAAAUUUGCUUUCUUUUUUUUUCUCUCAAAACAUGGAGGAUUUCACUUGUAUGAGAGAUGUUUAUUUAAUAGAUCCGAAAUCUAGAGUAACUUUAUGAUUAACAAACCCUGAUUUAAUGGAUAUUCACCAUUUUGUCUCAGUUAGGCCACAUCCAUUUUAUUUUGCAUUUCCAGGCCUGUCAGCACUAAAAUUUGCAAAUUGAAAUUAAAUAUAAGAAUUUCCUGAUCAAUUUUUCAAAAAUUGCUUUUUGGGAUUAUCGGCAAGCUUUGUUUCAUUUGAAGUCGGUAUUAAUAUCCUAUUUGAUAUGGUUUUAAGAGUCCAUUAUAAUAUCAGUUUUUUCCACCUUAAAUGAGGAAAAAAGUUCUGAUUUACUAUCGAAAAAAAGAAAAUGGUGUGGCCUUGCAUUGCAUGUUGGUAUUAACUGUGUUAUAUAGUGUAUAUAUGUAUCCACAAACUCACAAAAUAUUUAUAUAUAAAUAGAAAAAAAGGAAAUAAAGAAAUUCUAAUUA